AUGGACGGGCUGACUGCCAAACGCAAGGCAGCGGAGGACUCGAAUCCACUGCUGUCAACAAAGAAACAAAAGAAGGAGCCGAGCACUAAACGAAAGCUGAUAGGUGAGGCACAGCCAGGCGGGCUUGUCAUCGUCCGUGCACCACAACAACGUUCUUUAUUACCACCGGCAUCUUCUCAGCCCGUCCUUGCCACCGUCUCGCGUCCACUGCCGCCAUUGCGCCCACCCUCAUCGUCCCAGCCACUUCCAUCAUCCUCCAAUGCACUCGAACACCCCAGCAAGAAACUCAAGCUCGACUCUUCUUCCCGAGCACCGACAGGUGCUAAGCAACGCGAUGUCAUCGCUGCUGCACGCGAAGAACCAGAGUUGGACGAGGAUAUACGCCAGAUGGAAAACGAGACCGACGAUUUGAGACGUCGGUCGCGUGCUAAAGAAUCUACAAACCAGUCCCUCCAGUUCCCACAUUCCUCGUCAUCCGUUCAGCGACAACAACACACGACCGACACCAUCCAGCCGGUCCCCCAGUGCGAGACACCCCAAAUUAAACGCAACAAACUCAUGCGCGAUGGCCCUCCUCAAUCCAACCACCACGAGAGACAACCAAGCACUCCCCAUAGUCCCAGAACUCCGCAAGGCCAGCAGACACCCAGACGUACCUCGAUGAGUAUGCGUGGCAAACGCAUCAGUACUAGUUUUGAAAAUACCGGUGUUAUUUCUCAACCGCACGCGUCGGUGAGCGACGCAUCCUUUUAUAAACAUAUCGAUUGUGAGUUGCCAGAACCGCAACGCGCGAGACAGCUUCUCGUGUGGUCGGCCGCGCGUGCGAUGACGCGGUUGUCCGACCCAUCAUCUUCUUCGUCAAAACCGCCGUCGUCGGGGCCAUCAUCAUCCAAGGUCGGCGAGACACGUUCUCGUGGAAAAGACCCACCACCACUCAAUAACGACCAAAAAGAUAUACUAAAGGUCGUGCAAGAGGAAUUUAUACGCAUGCUGGCGGAGAGGAAGAUCGAUACGUCAGUGUAUUCCCAGGAUAAAUUAUUUGGCGCUGGAAGCGCACACAACGGGAAAGGAGGCGAAGGAAAACGAGAAAUGAAACCCAACGAGCAGAACGUGAAGAAUCGGGAACGGGAGGUGACGUUUCAACACCAUAUACAGCGAGCCGAAGCAGAGGCAGAAGCCUGGUCUCGCGUCGACAACUUUUACCACACCUACGCCACCCACUCCAAAGUCGAACUUGAAGCCCGACGAGACUCGUUUAAACCUCCCUUAUCCGCAAAGGCAAGGGGUAAGCAGCGUGCAGUGUCGCAGGAGCCAGAGCAGGAGGGGGACGGGUGGCGGUGGAUGAUACCAUCCGAAGAGGAUUUGUCGGAAAGGUUUAGAUCCAGUGUGGAUUUGACAGCCGUGGGGGAGGCGAUGACGGAUGAGGCGCGAUAUCGCGUGGGGUCGUCAACGCGCGGCGACAGCAACCAACAAGAUGAAGCUAUCGAAGACCUACGGUUCAAACUCGACAGUCUAUCGGAAUAUGUCCACUCAGUGGUACAGGUGACAAGUAUCGUCGAAGCAGAUUUAGACCAUCGAUUUUCCCUCCUCUCGGAUGCGAUCUGUGCGCGGUCCAGACCGGUACCUCCUCAACAACAUCACCAUCCAACUUUGGCCCUGGCGGGACGACCGAAAACGUCUCGUUCCUCCCUUCCCCACUCACUGCGACAUCCUCAUACUGUGCCACCUCAUCCGCCAGGAGAAUCUUCCCGUGACCUCCUCCGUGCUCUUUCUCGUAUCGACAAAGAACGACCACCAGGAAAAAUCGGUGACGCUGUACGACGCGCUGCGAGAGAGGUGCAGCGCGUACAGGAAGGCCUUGGGAUCUCUGGGGUUGGAGAGAGGAAGUUGACGGAUUUACCCCCACCACCGACGGGGGUUGGCAGUAGUAAUGGGGUGGGGGUGGUGACGGCGACGCCCAGGAAGGUGCCAGGAACACCGAGAAAGGUGUAUGGGCCUGGGACGCCACGGAGGUGA
This is a messenger RNA of Pisolithus orientalis, 2016 nucleotides long. RefSeq names its product Mis12-Mtw1 protein family-domain-containing protein. Gene Ontology annotation, cellular component: MIS12/MIND type complex. Bases 1 to 2016 code for a protein of 671 amino acids. The transcript is spliced from 5 exons. The record is from RefSeq and is a predicted model, not a curated record. Lineage: Eukaryota; Fungi; Basidiomycota; Agaricomycetes; Boletales; Pisolithaceae. Gene Ontology annotation, biological process: mitotic sister chromatid segregation; cell division.